CCUGCGCUCGAAACCUUGGUCGUAGCAUUAGAAAUUUAUUUAUAACAUCUUCUUCAUCGUCUACAUCAAAAGAAACACAAAUAAAUGGUUCUUUCUCUCAGUCCCAGAAUUUGAUUUGGGCUGGCAAGUUGUGUUGGGUUUGAAAAUGGAGGUGGAAUUUGUUACAAGUGGCAUUGCAGAGGAAGAGUUCUUUGAAGUUGAUGAUAAUAGCAAUAAUAUUGAAAAUGCUAAUUUUGAGGGCGGAAGGUGUGGAAUAUGUAUGGAUGUUGUCAUAGACAGAGGGGUUCUUGACUGCUGCCAGCACUGGUUCUGUUUUCUAUGCAUUGACAAUUGGUCUACCAUCACAAACUUGUGCCCGCUUUGCCAGAAUGAAUUUCAGUUGAUCACAUGUGUUCCGGUCUAUGAUACUAUUGGUAGCAACAAAGCUGAUGAAGACUCAUUUUCCAGAGAUGAUGAAUGGUCCAUUGAAGGGAAGAAUAAUACUCUCUCUUUUCCGUCCUACUAUAUUGAUGAAAAUGCAGUUAUCUGCUUGGAUGGAGAUGGCUGUAAAAUUCGAAGUGGAUUAGCAACUAUUGAGGGAGAUUCCAAUCUUGAUACAUCAAUUGCUUGUGACUCAUGUGAUAUAUGGUAUCAUGCAUUUUGUGUGGGAUUUGAUCCUGAAGCCACAUCUGAGAGUACCUGGUUAUGCCCAAGAUGUGUGCCACAAAAAUCAGAGGUAAUUUCAAUACAGAGGCCUGAUAAUCAGGGUGGCUCCGAAAAUGGUAAUAGUGAAUGUUUCAUUGAGGAUGCUUUAUCUGGAAAGGUGUCUGUUUCUGUUGCUGAUGCCGGAGAAACAGCUCUUGUGGUCUCAAUGGUUGAUGAAAAUCAAUGUACUGGAGAACCAAAUGAGAACUUUUUGUCAAUUGUCAAAGUUGAGAAGGACUUGGAAACUGAAACGUUGCUAUUGACUUCCGAUGCCAAUAGUUACAAGGCAACUGUUAAAGUUGAGAAGGACUUGCAAACUGAAACAUUGAUAUUGAGCUCUGAUGCCAGUAGUCAAAAGGUGGAAACACUGUCUGGGGGGAAGACUAUCAUUCAACCAAUCUUUGAUGCAAAGGAACUCGAAUUGUCCUUAUCACGUGAUGCAUCCUUUAUUUCAGCUUCUAAUUCCUUGGUGCUUAGUGAGUCGAAGACAAGUUGUGCUGAGAAAGCAAUGAAGGAACUAAGAAGCAAUGAUGGCAUUGAAAAUCCUUCAAAAAAGUUUAUUAAUGAGUCCUCUACUGGAAACAGGCUAUCUGAAAAUGAAUCCAGUAUAGGCCUUCAUCUUGGUUUAUCUGUAGGCGCUUUUUUAUCUGUUGACGAAAAAAAGAAUGAUGGAAUUGAAGAUCAAGUUGCUGAAGAUGUCCAGCAGCAAAUUCCUUCAGAAGAUUCUUUGGAAAAAGUUGACAAAGUUGAACUGGACAAAGUUGGACUGGAUGCUAAUAAGGAUGCUGCCAGAAUGGUUGGUGUAAAGAGAAAGCCUACAGAUUGCAGCGAGCAAGUGUGUAUGAGUACUGAUGAUGGAGAUACCAAACACAAGAUUGUGACAGAAGUUUCUAGAAAGAAAAUUAAAGCUGAAGGGAGGAUUCAACAGGUGGCUAAAAGGGACAAAGUCAAUGCACCUGUGUCAGAUAAUUCUCAGAAAUUCCCAACCCCAAUAGCAGAUCCCAAAGAUGACAGGUUGAAAUAUCAUCAAGAUAAGGAAGAUGCUACCUCUGAUUUAAUGAGCAUAGUUCGAGGGGCAAAACAUAGACCUUCCAAGGGGCUUGGACACCCAAAUCCAGCUGAUAAAUCAUUGAUAGAACGAGAAAAUAUGGCUGGCUUACGAGUGAAAAAGAUCAUGAGGAGAGAUUCUGAGGAUAAGGAGUCAUCCAUGGUAGUCCAAAAACUAAGAAAAGAAAUAAGGGAAGCUGUCCGUAACAAAUCCUCAAAAGAUUUCGGGGAAAGCCUUUUUGAUCCGAAGCUUCUUGCUGCCUUCAGGGCUGCUGUAUCAGGACCCAAAACUGAACCUGCUAAGAAGUUAUCACCUUUAGCUGUAAAGACAAAGAAGUCAAUGUUACAGAAGGGGAAAGUACGUGAGAAUCUAACAAAGAAGAUAUAUGCAUCAUCCAAUGGAAGACGAAAACGUGCUUGGGAUCGGGACUGUGAAGUUGAGUUUUGGAAGUAUCGUUGCAUGAGAGCUACGAAGCCUGAAAAGAUUGCGACUUUGAAGUCAGUUCUUGGCCUCCUAAGAAACAGUUUGGAUAAUUCAGAUCAGAGGUCUGAAUCACAGGCCACAAAUCCAAUUCUUUCCAGGUUGUAUUUAGCAGAUACAUCUAUAUUCCCAAGAAAGGAUGAUAUCAAGCCUCUCUCAGCUCUUAAAGUUACAGGCAAUUCAGAGCAGAAUAAAGAACAGCUCAUUUCUUCAGAAAACUGUUUGAAGUCAUCUCUUGAUAGUAAUAAUAUGAAAUCCACAGAAUCAAGUAAGGUUUUGGCAAAGGCUGGACUUCCUUCAUUUGAAAAUAAUGAAAACAAGAACAUUGUUCCAACCUCAAAGAGUGAGGUUGCUUCUACUUCUAGCAAAGUACCUUUAAGCAGACGCCCAGAAGGGCCAACCAUUUCUGCAUUAAGUGACUCUAAAGUUAAUGCUCAGAAGCAGACAGUUGGUAAAUCUGAUGAUGUAAAGAGUGACAAAAGAAAAUGGGCCCUAGAGGUCCUUUCUAGGAAAGCAGCUGCUGCAAGCAGGAACUCAAGAGAUGAUUCAAAGGAAGACAAUGCAGUGCUUAAAGGAAAUUAUCCGUUACUGGCGCAACUACCAGCAGACAUGAGACCAGUACUGGCACCCAGUUGCCAUAAUAAAAUUCCCCUAUCUGUGAGGCAGGCACAGCUUUACCGCCUGACAGAGCACUUCUUGAGGAAGGCAAAUUUGCCAGUCAUUCGCAGAACUGCAGAAACAGAGUUGGCAGUUGCAGAUGCAAUUAAUAUUGAAAAAGAGGUUGCUGAUAGGUCAAACAGCAAAUUAGUAUAUGUAAAUUUAUGUUCGCAGGAGCUAUUGCAUCGAUCAGAUAACAUUAAGUCCAGUAGAGCCACUGAAUCAAAUACCUCACCCUUGUCAGAAGUCCCUGUUGAUGGAUCUGAACAAGCUACCACCGAACUUUCAACUGAUCCUGUAAUUUUAGAAGCAUUGAGAACUGCGGGCCUUGUGUCUGAUUCUCCUCCAAAUAGUCCACAACCGGAAAAGCAAGUCCUCGAUGAUGUUCCCUCCGAAAGAGAGGAAGAACUGGAUAAUGUAUUUGACAUGGCUUCUCAUCCAGAACUGGAUAUUUAUGGUGAUUUUGAGUAUGAUUUGGAAGAUGAAGACUACAUUGGUGUAAGUUCAACAAACAUCUUUAAGAUACCACCAGAAGAAGGUGCCUCAAAAAUGAAAGUGGUUUUCUCUACGCUUAACCCUGAACAGUUGAAUGAUGGUCUAAAUUCUGAUGAUCAUGAAAAGUCAGGGAAUGUUGAAGCACCAAAGGACUCCAACUUGCCCCAGAAUCAUAGUGAUGCAGGAAUCAGAAGUGCUACCAUAAAGGGUGAGACCAAUGAUUCUUGUGUUCCUCCAGAACCUUUAAUCAAUGAAGACAGUGAAGAGCCUUCAAUUGCAGAAUGUGAAGAGCUAUAUGGCCCAGACAAAGAACCACUUAUUAAAAAAUUUCCUGAAGUAGCUUUACGAAAGCCAUCUGGACAGGUUGAAACAGUAGCUCUAACUGAGAACAAAGAUCCUAUAGGAAAUGAAAAUUGUGUGUCAAAUAAAAUGGUGAAAACAUCUGAAGUCAGGAGUGAGAGCUGUACAGAGAACAUGCUUGUUGCUGCUGUUGAUCCCGACUCUCCUGGUGGGAAACAUUCACCCAACCAUUUUCAAACAGGGGAAAAUGUUGAAAGUAAGGAGAAGAAAUCUAGCCUUGAGACUAACAAGCAGUCUGAGAGCUUCAAUCAUGUAUUCAAGAAGGUGGAAGCCUACAUCAAAGAACACAUCAGGCCACUGUGCAAGAGUGGUGUGAUAACAGCCGAACAGUAUAGGUGGGCUGUGUCAAAAACGACUGAUAAGGUUAUGAAGUACCACAGCAAAUCCAAGAAUGCUAAUUUUCUCAUCAAGGAAGGUGAGAAGGUGAAGAAACUGGCAGAGCAGUAUAUUGAGACAGCCCAACAGAAGGACAAAAGUGAAUCUUCAUAACGGCAGCUGUUUUCAUCUUUCUCAAGUUCUGCAUAUUUUUGCACCCCUCUUUAAUAAUCUGUAGAUAGUUAUGGGGUCUGGUCCAACACAGCAUUAAUAUAGGCAUUUGUAUAAAAUGAGAAUCGCAAGAACUUUGACCCUACUUGAUAACUGGGUGGGGCCGUAGGGCUUGGCCUGAACGUAAAUUGUAUGGUAGUGCCAACUGCCAAGGAGACAUAGGUCCCUUACUUUAUGCCGAGUUGCUUGUGCUAAAAAAACAGAAUUUAAUAUGAAAUUGUAAAUUGCAGUUGAAAUUUUUUAAAACAA
This is a messenger RNA of Quercus lobata, 4519 nucleotides long. Its product is annotated as RING/U-box protein. The coding region runs from base 146 to 4213 and encodes 1355 amino acids. The record is from RefSeq and is a predicted model, not a curated record. The transcript is spliced from 15 exons. NCBI's taxonomy places the organism in Eukaryota, Viridiplantae, Streptophyta, Magnoliopsida, Fagales, Fagaceae. Gene Ontology annotation, biological process: protein ubiquitination. Gene Ontology annotation, molecular function: ubiquitin protein ligase activity.